Messenger RNA from Micropterus salmoides (largemouth bass), 868 nucleotides. It is a transcript of the gene hoatz, whose product is annotated as HOATZ cilia and flagella associated protein. Lineage: Eukaryota; Metazoa; Chordata; Actinopteri; Centrarchiformes; Centrarchidae. The record is from RefSeq and is a predicted model, not a curated record. Bases 197 to 640 code for a protein of 147 amino acids. The transcript has a single exon. Gene Ontology annotation, biological process: cilium assembly.
UCGUGGUAAAGGUGAAAGAUUUACGCGUAUGGAUUCUUGUUCUCGCUGGCUUGCCGUAGUAGUCUGGUUUCUGCGGUGACCAUGCCAAACAAAAGCGCACUUCACUAAUUACACUUGCUAUGAUAAUUGAACACAGUCCUAUUUCCGGGGUAAUUAAUAUUUUUUUUCUGGUGACAGUUUCUGUCCUGAAAGUGAAAUGUGUGAGCCUCCGGAGGACCAGUUCUUCACCGUGUUUGACGGCUCUUCCCCGGAGGAUGUGUCCCAUGCCAGGCAGCUGUGGAGCUCUCUGUCUCUCCUGCCGCCGCUGGAGUCCCGGCUGGUGUCGGCAGAUAUCCGCCAGAGACUGCCGGUGUCCCGGCCGCAGCGCAGCGGCGCCGGAGCCAAACUCUCCGCCCUGGAGCCACCGAGCGUCCCCGCGCUCCGGCAGAGACAGGAGGAGAGACAGCGGUACGCGGCUAUGGCCGACCAGAGGAGGGAGAUCCUGGCUCUGCUGAGGAGGCAGCGAGAGCAGAGGAUCCAGAAGGAGCUGCUCUCUGUGGACUUUAAACCGAAGGGGAAGCUCGGCGGAGAGAAAAUGUUGAAGCCGCACAAAACUUCAGACUCUGAGAAGGACAAGGAGCUGGUCAGACAGCUGCAGUAGGCAAAGAGCUUAAGUGACCGUGUUUGGAGCUUUAUGGACAAAUGCGACAAAAUAAAAAUUCAUUAUAAUGAUUAAACACUUAAUUGACCUGCGUAAUGUAAAGCAGAUUAAGUUAGGCAUAUUUUGUUUCCACAGAGGAGAAACUCUCAGCAAAGUCUGGUCAGGCUUUCCCUGCUUAAUGCUAUUUUAACUGUAAUGUGGAACAGAGAUGAUCAAGUGAAUGCUGCA